AUGGCAGCACCGGCCUCACACAGGACAAUCAUCCUUCCUCACAUCAUCAAAUAUAUACCAAAAAAUGGCAAGCUUGGCGAAGAAGCCAAUGUUUACGCGUUUGAUCUCGAUCAUACCAUCAUAAGGCCUAAAUCUGGGGGCCGAUUUAGUCGAGGUGCUGAAGAUUGGAUCUUCAUGUCUUUUUCAAGCAACAAAGAAGGUGAAUCUCGAAAGACAGUUGAUACGUUGGCUGAAUUAUUGAAAAGCGAUACAAAUGCACAAGUUGUAAUAUUUUCCAAUCAAGGCGGCAUCGUGACGAUACCGCCAACUUCUAAAAGCUGUGCAAACUUUACCCGAAAAAUAGACUUAGUACUUCAAGCAGUAGCAAACCUUAACCUUGAUUUACAAGAUAGAAUCUGGCUCUAUGCCUCAACAAAAAAACCAGCGUCAUUGUCAUCUACCAAAAGACCCAAAACCAUCAAGAAAGUGGCUAAAAAGAAUUCACAAGCACAAACUGCUAAGGACCAGAGUAUAUUCAGUGAUGCUAUAUUCCAAUCCAUGCGAAAACCGAAUCCUGGAAUGUUCGAAGAGUUCACCAAUGACUUUGGACGAAAAUUCAAAUUAGAAUACUAUUGCGGGGACGCCGCUGGGAGAAAAUCUGAUUUCAGUGAUAGUGACAAACUGUUUGCAGCUGCAAUUAAGACUGCGUUCCGAACGCCAGAAGAAGUCUUUUCUGAAUAA
Messenger RNA from Lachancea nothofagi CBS 11611, 720 nucleotides. The record is from the annotation of a GenBank genome assembly. Lineage: Eukaryota; Fungi; Ascomycota; Saccharomycetes; Saccharomycetales; Saccharomycetaceae.